AUGCCUGCCCCAUCCCUGGCCAUCUUGGCCUCCAAAACCUCUACCACCCCCAACUCACCGAAUGUGCAUCGUCCAAGCGUACGGAGAAAACACCCUGGUGAUGAGGAUCUUGUCUCUCCCCGCCUGAUCCCACUCGACAACCCCAAGGGACCUGCCAAUGAGCCUCCCAGCCAGAACAUGGAUAUCCUCUCCGGUUCAGUCAAGCAACCCAGCAAGGAAGAGCUGGAUAAUGCGGUACGAAAAGCCAUCGAGGAGAUAGCCGCUCUCCGGAGGCACGACACUACACCAGCAGUAGCAGCAGCUGCAGUGCCUGCCACAAGAAAAAGCUCCCUGUUCUCGAACAUCGAGCGGUACGAGGAAGAUGACCUCGACGAUGUCUUUGAUGACCUCAUCCAGACGGGGCGGGGUUACUCUAGCUGCAGCGAUGACUUGUCCGAGGACCAGAUUUGGGAUGACGAAGAAGACUCGACGAUAUCACAAGCCAUGGGUUGCUCAUCAAGCACCAGUUCUAUUGUGGAGACGGAUCGUGCUAGUUUGACGCAUGAGGUGCUUCAAGAUCAUCAAUAUGAGUGCGAUGCGGAUGCAAGGUCAGCCUAUAGGGCUCACAGGACUCAGUCGUACGCCCACACAAUGUCCUCCCCUGCGCCCUACCCGUACAUCAGCCCCUCUCCCUGGACCAGCUCUCUCAGCGAGAAGGCGGAAAUCCAUCGCAUCAGGGAGGAGAUGCUUUGGAAUUAUCAUCAAUAUGAGUUGGGGGAGGAGAAAAGGCGAAUCCUGCGAGCUAUCCAAAGUCGGUCACACGUCCACACAACGGCAUCGCCUACGCCGUCCGCCAGGCCUUUUCCCUCCAGCCGCUCUCGCGAAGAGGAGACGGAAGUUCAUCGUUUGAGGCAGGAGAUGCUCCGGAAUUAUGACCAAAUUGAGUUGGAGAAGGAGAGAAUGGCAAUCCGUCGAGCGAUCCAAAGUCAAUCACACGUCCACCCAACGUCAUCACCUACGCCUUCCACCAGGCCUUCCCUCCCCAGCCGCUCUUUCGCAGAGGAAGCAUUUCUGUUCCACCUCGCAAAUAUGAAUGCCAAGCAGGACCAGAUGAUGGCCGCUCAGCGCAGCUGGCCCACCUCCGAGCAUCAGCAGACCUUCAAUGCUCAGCAGGCCUUGCUUAAAGAGCAGCAGGCUCUUCUUGACGACCAGAAGGUCAUGAUUGCCGACCAGCAGGCUUUACUUGCUGACCAUGAGACCUUACUGUUUGACCAGCAGACCUUGCUCGCCGACCAGCAGGGGAUGAUUACGAGCCAAGAGGCCGUCAUAAGGACCUUGGAGGGCCAGCAGGAUUCGAAUCUGGUUAUCGAUCCACCCAUGUUGGCACCGCCACCGUCGACAAAUAGCACCAGACCUAGCACCAGCGCUCCGACCAGAGUCCCAACACCCUUCAACAUCUACAACAGCUACCAAGUCCCUGAAAAGAGGGAGCAGCAUGGCAUUGACAACUCCGGCUCUGAUCCAGACUACAAGUACUACAACAACUACUGGGACUACGACUACUCCAACUACCAUGACUGGAACUACGACAAUCACGACAACUAUGACUACAACUCCAACUACAACAACAACGACGACGACGACAACUACUUCGACUGCUCUUCCUCCCAAGAGCCGGAGGAAGAAAUCAACACUACCCCAAUCGACGGCAAGUACGUCAUCAUCAAAAGCAAAGCCAAUAAUGCUAACGAAAACAGCAGCAACGCCAACAACAAGAACAACAAACACCCCUCGGAGAAGCCAGUAAUCCCAGCACCAUUGAUACUUGCCACGGGCUGCUUCUUCAUGCUGGGACGCUUUCUCCUCCACACCCUGGUCACCACCUCCUACCCAAACCUUGUCUCAAGGCUGUGCCACCACCUCUCCCGCCGUUCUUCUCCUGGGUUCCAACUACUGUGGGCGGUUCUGAGCUACGGGUACCUGACGUUGAUCAGGGAUUAUCUUCCCCAUGUUUCGUUUUAUUUACGUGUCAGAAGAGCAAGAAGACAUUAG
This is a messenger RNA of Aspergillus uvarum CBS 121591, 2031 nucleotides long. RefSeq lists its product as uncharacterized. The record is from RefSeq and is a predicted model, not a curated record. The transcript is spliced from 2 exons. Bases 1 to 2031 code for a protein of 676 amino acids. NCBI's taxonomy places the organism in Eukaryota, Fungi, Ascomycota, Eurotiomycetes, Eurotiales, Aspergillaceae.